Molecule: messenger RNA, 2979 nt
Organism: Sporisorium graminicola
Lineage: Eukaryota; Fungi; Basidiomycota; Ustilaginomycetes; Ustilaginales; Ustilaginaceae
Exons: 1
Coding region: 1-2979 (992 amino acids)
Cellular component (GO): membrane
Molecular function (GO): hexosyltransferase activity
Source: RefSeq, a predicted model, not a curated record
AUGUCAGACGGGUGUGGCUCGCCACGAAGAGAUAACUCCGGCUCGGAUGGCCCAACUAGUCCCAAUGCCGUCCAGCGUCAUCCAUUCACCCGCACACCUUCCAAUGAGCCACCACGCUUCCAGUAUGCGCGCGAUCCCAGCCGCAUUGCUCCCCCCCUGCAUCCUACCUCCACCGUCGACGGAGCAUUGACGGUCAAUCUCGGCUCGGAUCCAUCCGUGGCCCAGUACGAGCAAUCUUCGCUCGACGCUUCCACCCACAGUCUCAGCUCAUCCGCAGAAUCAUAUUCUGGCGUCCGCUCUUCCAGUGCUGAUCCAUCGGUACCAACCAAGUACUGGCCGGAGACAUCCUCCUCACACGCGCAUCCUGUGCCCUGCGGCGCCGACAAUCUUACGGACCCCGAUAGCUACGCAAUGGAUGACCGCUCGGGUCCUCAACAUAGCACCGCCAGACUGCAUACCAAGUCGAACGGCUACGCAUCUUCUACUGAUGGCGACCUCACCCCCGUUGCAUCUACCUCACGCGCAACGUCAGCAGCACCCGGCGCUCGUCUGCCCACGCCACUCGUUGGCGUCAACUUGACCGACGAGCAAAUCACCGACAUGACCGAGUCCGAUGUCUCCGAGUACGAUGACACCGCCAAGUUGCGGCGCGCGCGACGAGGCAGCGGAGCCAACCCCAGCCCCUCGUCCAUGUUCAGCUCCAUCACCAAAAGUCUGGGCGGCGAGCCCUUUUGGAACAAGUCCGGCGCAUCCUACACUCCACUCACCGCCACUCGAUCACGCAGCCUCAAAAAGUCCAAGUGGAAUCGCAACUCCAAGACGGACAAAGCGCUCUUGUCCAAUCCCUCCGCUGCACCCUCUAGAGAUCGCCUUCGCGGCCGAAGAUCAGCGUCAAUGUGGACCCAUCCAUUGUCCAUGGUCGCCUCGUUUUUCAGCAAGCUCUUCCGAACCGUCUUUGGACCCAUCCAUCCCAUCACCAUCAUUCUAGCUCUGGUGCUCAUCGCCAGCUUCGUUGCCUCGGUCACCAAGCUCAUCAUCUACAUCCUCAACCCAGACAAGGAGCCGGUACCGUGGCGCAAAGAAUGCCUGGAUCAGCCUCCCUUCCCGCACGCCUACGCCGACGCGCUUGCUCCCGUUGAUGUGUUUGUGGGCGUUUUCAGCAUCGACAGCGCCUAUGAACGCCGCCACCUCAUUCGAAGCACGUAUGCAACUCACACGAUACCCGUCGAUCCUGACACGGGCAAGCCAACCAGCAAUGUCCAGGUCAAGUUCAUCAUCGGCAAGCCGCGUCAGGCACACGCGAGAAGGGUCGCGCUCGAGAUGGAGACCUUCAACGACCUCGUCGUGCUCGACAUGGACGAAAACAUGAAUAGAGGCAAAACGCAUGCCUUCUUCCGAUGGGCUGCAGAGAACGCCACUGUGCCCUUCUUGCGUGCGGUCGACCCUGAGCUGCAGCAGCAGCAGCAACCCCUUGACUCUCUCCAGACGCGCGCGCAUCUGGGCCAGCAAGGUUUGUACGGCCACAGCCAUGGUCAGACACGCGAAGUGGUCGUCGGCUCUAUUGGACAAGAGCAGCGCUACCAGGUGCUGUGGAAGAAGGCCGACUACGUGGUCAAAGCAGACGAUGACGCAUACAUCGUCCUUGAAGAGCUGGAACGCCAUCUGCGCGUCGCGCCUCGCCAAAUGACCUACUGGGGCUACCUCAUCCGCAAUUGGUUCAUGGGCGGCGAGUGCUACGGACUGUCCAGCGACCUGGUGCAAUACGUCGCGCACGAUGAGAGCGUGAUGCAUCACAUCACUGGCAAGGAGGACAAGAAGGUGGCGCAGUGGAUCAGCUUGCAUCCGAACCGAUCCGACAUUCACUGGGUAUCGGAACACUGCUGGAUCUAUGACCAUCCCAAAGCCGGCACCGCCUACUCCCAUGGCUUCCUCUUCCCGGACUAUGUCGAGAAGAUCAAACUGGAAGGCCGACGCGGGCUGACCGACCAAGAGAUCGCACGACGCGGCGGCGAGCACCGAGCGAAGUCGUACUCCACCGUGUCGCGAUGGCAUACGCCUUACGUCGAGCCACGUAGCGAUCUGACAAUCGAAGAAGAGGUUGAGGCGCUCGUGGAAGGAGGAGGGCGAUGGGCGGGUUCGUGGGUUCGCGGUGAGGAGGGCAACGACACGCAGACCUGGGUGCCAUGGCAGCAGAUUGUGUUUGAAGCCAACGACGACCGGCUACGACCGCACAUGCUGGAUGACUUGGGCGCGCAUCCAAUGCUCGCCGAAGAGGUCGGCUUCGAUCCCGCCUCUGGCUUGACGGUGCGACACAUCCAUGGCGUGAACAGUCAGCCGCUGGAUCCCUUGGCUGCCAAUCUCGACGGCGAUCUGCAGCCUUCGCAGCCAAGACGACGCGGUAUACCCUUCCUUGCACAUCUCCCCUCGGCACCUGGCUUCGACUUUGGCGCUGGCGGCGUGUCUCGCAGCGCAGCGGAGGAGCGCAAGCGGUCGUUUGCUGGCGCUGCCAUGCAACCCCGCAUGGUACCCCUGCCUACCCACAAGGACGGCAACGGCGAGGCGGACGAGCUGCGACGACGUAGAUACCUGGGCAGACGUUUUGGUGGGACGGUGGUGGUGCACUACCUGAAGAAGAGCGAGUGGUUCUACGAGACUGCCUUGGCGCUUUCCGGUCGGCAACGCUUCUGGCCGGACGGGGCGGGCGGCACGGGCAGCGAGUGGCGCAUGUACGGCAGUCCGCUGGUUCGUCACGAGGACGGUUAUAUCAGUGGUGGAAGGAGUCAGCCGCGGCCCGAUAUGGACCUUGCGUAUCUGCAGCAGGCUCGGAUGCAGGCGCAGGCGAAUGCGGCCCAGGCGCAGGCAUUGGCAGCGAGGAUGGGCAGCUUUACGAAGCCCAAGCCGUCGAAUGCUGGGCCGCCAGCUUCGCCGCCAAAGCAGCAGCAGCAGCAGCAGCCAGAGCCAGAGCCAGCUUCAAGCUAG